AUGAUGUGCCGUUUCGAUAUAGGCUUUAUACACGAGCGAAUACCAGGCGAGAAGCGCCUUUUUGCCAUCGUCACCGAGCUGGAAGAUUGCGGGGAAGAGGACAAGAUGGUUAUGUUGCCGCUGAUGAAGAUCAAGGGCUCGACUCAGAUCAUCAUCGGCCUCCCAGGGAUUGGUAGCAAGCCGCUCUACAUUGUCGACACAGACUCGACAAGAAGAAAUGAGCCAGCACCAUUUGGGAAGGGCAGCCUGAGAUUGAAUAGCACGGCGAGCUAUUCCGAGUCGUUUGUCUCAACUCUGCCAAAUUCAAGUCCGCCACUAUUGACAGCUCAAUUGAGCCAUAUCCAUCGGGCAUGCCUUUCGAAGGCAAAUAUCUCUGGCUUCUCGCUCUUCGACGCAAUGGCCACCCUCGCUGGCAUGCUCGCCGAGCUGCCUGCAAACGCAAAUAUCUCUGACCUCCUCGCCAUCGAAACCCCUCCCCCCAAACAUGAGCAUACCCCGCCUGGCGCGCCACUGCCAGGAUAUUAAAGUCAGCGAUGAAUGGCUCCCAGCCAUCGCCUUGUAUUGCCGAACGGUCC
Messenger RNA from Pseudogymnoascus destructans, 575 nucleotides. RefSeq lists its product as uncharacterized. The coding region runs from base 1 to 525 and encodes 174 amino acids. The record is from RefSeq and is a predicted model, not a curated record. The transcript has 2 exons. NCBI's taxonomy places the organism in Eukaryota, Fungi, Ascomycota, Leotiomycetes, Thelebolales, Thelebolaceae.